Fusarium odoratissimum NRRL 54006 is the source of this 2935-nucleotide messenger RNA. RefSeq lists its product as uncharacterized. The transcript is spliced from 5 exons. Lineage: Eukaryota; Fungi; Ascomycota; Sordariomycetes; Hypocreales; Nectriaceae. The coding region runs from base 88 to 1218 and encodes 376 amino acids. The record is from RefSeq and is a predicted model, not a curated record.
AUAAUCAGCCGCAUUCCAUCCCCUUUUUCUGCUGACAGCCCCAGAUCUUACAACUUUUAGUCUGGGUGAUAUUCGCAAAAUGUCGCGAUGGCGCCAAAUCCCGAUGUCACUACGAGAGCGCAGCAGGUGUUAGAGGCGUGGAGUCAGGGCUUCAAUGUCGGUGCUGUGACUAUUCUGCUUUUGUUGGUUUUGUGCAAUUAUCGGAAGAAUACGCUUUUGCAUAAGCUUAUUCUCGGUGAGCUUCUUCUUGCACUUGGACAUGGGUUCUUUUGCUUUUUCGAUGAACCUGAAUAUGGAUGGGUCCUCAGCAGCACGGCAACCCUAUUAUAUAUCUCAUACUUCAUCCACAACCUCAUCGCAUGGCUUAAAAUCCGUCCCUUCCUCCCAAAAUGGGGAGCCCGGAUCUUCAUCAUCUCACUUCUCAUCGUCCAGCCCUACUGGGUUCUCGAAACAUGGGCCAACUUUCAAUAUCACAACCAUCUCGGUAGUAAAAUCUUCAACACAUCACGACUUCUCGAACCACUCUUCAGAGACCCCUGGUGGGUAUUCACGACUAUAAAACUGGUUCUAGCCAUUAACGAGAACUACGAGUUUACGAUUCCGGGCCUUAUUCGAACUAGUCCACGAUUUGGAAUCAUGUUAUUCUGUUUGUUCUUGUCGAUUGUGUUUUUGAUCACUGAUGUCAUUUUCAUGAUUGCCGUGUCGAAAAGAGGGGGCAUCAAUCCUUUUUGGAGGCUCGCUUUGGUUUUCAAAUGUGCUUCUGAUGUCAUUUUUCUGGAUGACUUCAAGAGCGUCCUUGACCGAAUUUCAGAAUCAGCCAUGCGAAAGAUCACAACGUUCGAAUAUCGAGACCACGCAUCACCGUCUGUUAACCAACAUACCUCGGUUGAUUUUUCCUCACCAAAUUUCCAGCGUAAGAGCUCAAGAUUUGGAUCAUCUUCUAGGGCGGAAAUGGGCUCUAUCCUCCAUCCAGUGGGAUCUCGAGAUGAUGGCCAUUAUGAAUUUGCCUCAAACUAUAGCCAGGCUUCUGUGGAAGACGGUGCUGCACGGCCAUGGCUUGAGGACGAUGCAAGACGUUCGAGCUCUCAUUCGCCAAGACGGAGAGGGGAGUCCCCGGAUAAUAUGAUCACUAUACAAGAGGACGAUAGAGCCACUGAAGUGGAGGAUAUUCCGAUGGAACCAGUCAGAGCGCGGACAAGAAAUGACCAAGCACGUUAGGAAAUAGUAUAGCAGGUAUAAAAAUUAUAUUAUGAUGAUAGAAAUCUAUAUAUGGUAUUCCCCGUUAUCCAUAAAAGCAUCCAACCCUUUUCUCUCAUCCCAUUAAACAUUAUACCAUGCCAUGUCUGCCCUAGGAUUGACUUCCUAUUUCCAUAGCAAUAUUAAGCAUACUCCUCGGCCACCACGUCUCCAUCCCCAGAAACUCCCCAAAGAAAUUCUUCCUUCUCGUAUACUUCACUAUCCUCCCCAACUCACAAGCCCCAAUACCUCCAAUCCACCAAACACCAUCUAACAGCAUAACCAAAACAAGCCAAUGAGAGAAGAUAUCCAUAGCAAGUCUCGUCGUCUCAGAGACAUCGCCUUCACACUGAAUACCCUCGUCGGGAAUAUUUCCUGGACUUGUGGGGAUGUUAUCUAGCACAGACUCGACGAUGCUGAGAAAUUCGCUGGGGAUCCGGUUCAGGAACCACAUUAUUGUUCGGCGGAGGGGUUUGGGUGGUGUCGAGAAUGUUACGCGGGCCAUGUAAUUUCGUAGCCAAGGUGAUACAUCUGAGAGUUGACUCAGUGCAGCCCAACCCGCUUCUAGAUCAGGUUGUUGGGAAUCUGUAUAAGCGCUCUGAUCUGGGUGAAACAGCUCAUUCACGAUACUGCUCAGCGCUUCGAGGGCAACAAGACAGGCUUGAAGUUCAGUAUCCUCACCCGGUGACUCCCAGGAUGGCUUCAAGUGCGCAGCGAACUCCAAAGCCUGCGCUCUCAUUCGUAACUUCUCCAGCGCUGACCCCGAUGUCGCCGCGAUAAUAGGCAUGAGAAGUUGCUCUGUCUGGGGCGUAGGUCCGUUCUCCCCCAAAGGAAUCAAGCCAUUAGUUGACUGGCUGUUCAAGGUGAUGUCAGGCGGACUAGCCGUAAAGUCCUCCAAGAAUCCAAAAUCCUUCGUCGAGUGCAAAAGACCCGUAUACGCUAGAUGCGCCGCCCGGAUGAGCGUCAUCCAGUGUAACUGCACCGGCGCCAAGCUCGUUCUCUCCCCUGCAUCCAAUGUCUUUUCAACGUGAAUUCUCACAGCGUGAUUCGCCGUUGCGUAAAGGACCAUCAGCGGUGCAUUCGCAACAACGUGGUCGUAAUGAUUAGCAAUUGGAAUAUCAGCCCUCGUCUGCCGAAGCGAAGCCCUAUGAUGUUCAUCUGCAAGAGCAAGUAAAUGCCUAACUUGACUCUUGUCGAUCCUCUGCAAAGGUUGAGAUAUCAAAUCGUGACAUUUUCGCACAGCUGCGAGAGCGAGGAUAGAGCUCAUGAGGGGUUUACUUCUGAAAGCAAGAUUGGGAAAUCCAACUUGCAAUGCAUACAAAUCAUCUUCAUCGUAGGCUAGAGAGCGCGCUGUGUGGGAGAGAUAGUAACUAAAGAGUUCAAGCUCUGCGGCGCCGAGAUCGACGGAUGGAAGGGGGAUUUCUUGCGGGAGGAGAGUGAAGUUGGGGCUUGGUGCGAGAUAGGGCGACAAGCCCGGUGAGAGAUCUGACGUUGAGAGACUCGCGCUUGUUGAACGGGCGUAGUAUGGCGUUGGGAUGGUGAGAGACUGGAGUUGACUCCAUGUGUCUUCUUGAGUAGGUGAUCUCAAUGCACGAGAUUUUUGACGAGGAUAUUCACAUGGGAUGUCUUUAUCGAGACAUCGUGAACAUUGAGGUCUUUGCUCAUCACACUAUUUCCAUUAGAACUGAAGUCAAUUGAU